GACCAAUAGCAGCAGGGGGUUGGGCUUGUGGAGACUUUCUGAGUUUGUGAGAGAGUUGAAAGAAAGAAGAAAGAGACGUAGCUGAAGCUAGCUCGCAGGCUAGCUGAAUGCCCUACCGUGUCGCAGAUGUGUCGAAAGCCACGGGAAAGGACGGAAUGUGGGGGCUUGGAUAUAUAAAACUGGGAAUGGGGUUGUUUGUAAGUAACGCGGUUAUUGGACCGAUCGGUUCGGUGACAGUGGAGGCAGCGCUGACCGAGAGCCGGCUGCCUUGUGUAGGAGUGAACAACCAGAGCUACUUCUGUGAUUCGGGCCACUGCUGUGGAGAAUCUCAGUGUUGCAGCUAUUACUACGAGGUGUGGUGGUUUUGGUUGGUUCUGACUCUCAUCAUCAUUCUGGGCUGCUGCUGUGUGUGUCACCACCGUCGAGCCAAACACAGACUGCAACAGCAGCAGCGGCAGCAUGAGAUCAACCUCAUCGCUUACAGAGAAGCCCAUAAUUACACAUCUCUACCCUUCUAUUUCAGGUUCCUGCCUGGCUACCUCUUACCCGCAUACGAGGAAGUCGAGAACAGACCUCCGACGCCCCCGCCUCCGUACAGUGCCUCUCAGCCAGGCCAGUCCACCAGCACUGACCCCCUGUGCUCUGAACAACCAGAUGAGCUCUGCACUCCACUGGAGUCCAGCCCCGUCAUCCCGUCUGCAUCUGACAACUGUUCCCCGCGACCCUGCGUAGAGCAGUCACAUACUCCCACUGCACACCGCCCUGUCAGAAACACCCACAAACCACAGUACCUCAGCCGAGAAGAGGACGGGCAGCCCCAGCAGGUGACGUGCGCUACCUCACACAGCCCGGUCAAACAGGGCAGCUCCGGCGAGGAUCUGACUGAACCCGUAGAAGACUGUUCUCCCGAAAGCAAAGAAAAGACUCCGGGACGCCACCGGCGCUUCACAGGUGACUCUGGGAUUGAGGUAUGCAUUUGCAACCAGGGGCCCAGGGACGGAGAGGAAGAGGAGGAGAUGAAAGAGCUUGUGGGGCACAUGGAUGGAGGGGUGCUCGAGCAGCAGGACUUCUGUGAUAGCUGCAACCCCCGCAGCAGCAGCCACCCUCCUCGUGGUCCGGGGGAUGAGGAACAGGGCCUGGCUGCCUCAGAUGUGCCUCUAGAGCAAAGAGAGCAUCAGCGACCUCCAGUCUGCCUCCAUCUGCACACCAUCAACGAACAGGACGGUCCACAUCACGCUAAUAACACGGACCCCCAGAGUUGAGCACAACUGGUUCCAGCAGAGACUUACUUUAGACUGCUGUCUCCCUUUACUUUCUCAAGAUACAUCAGUUUGUACUGUCAGCAGUGUCACUUUGGGUGUGUGUGUGUGAGAGUGAGAGAGAGUUUUAAAAGGGCGUUAAUGUGUGAGUCCUUACGGUUUUUAUGGAUUAAUAGGGUAAUCUAGUAAAGACGUUAAUAGGUCUGUUGUCUCACAGGGAGGUCAUGAUCAAAGCCACGGGAAAUUUUCCUCAGUUUAUAGCCUUAUCAAGCUCUGAGUGACAUGCCUGUAGGCUUUUUGUUGGUUUUUGAGGGCUGAUUGCCUCCACCUGAGAUGAAGAUGGCACUCAAGGUCGGGGGAUACUGAUUUGUGCUGGCUUUUGUUCCUGAAUUCUUACCUUUAAUAACAUGUUAAAAUACUUAAAGGGACAGUUCACCCAAAAAUGAAAGAUCUGUCAUUAUUUAGUCACUCUCAUGGCAUUCCAAACGCACAAGACUUUGGUUUAUCUUUAAAACACAAAGAUAUUUUUAAUAAAACCCGAGAGAUCCAUUUAAAAAAGUCUAUUCCACUAAAAGUUGAUGCUUCAAAAAGUUCAAGAUUGUAAAAUAAAUCCAUAUGCAUAUACAGUACAUAGAGCACAUCAAAUAUGGUAAAUAAAAGAUGAAACAAACGUGAUGCACGAGAACCAGUGACGUUUCUUCUUACACAUCAAGCAAGUACAGUUGAACUUCUGUUUCUAUGGGUUCCUUGAUCAGUGUUUAUAUGUGAAUAAAAGCUUAAAUAAAUUUCAAAGGAAGUACAGAAAUUAUGCAGGUUUGAUUAAAAGUAUCUUUAUUUUUGUUUAAAAGAAAAUCAAAAGUCUUGUACAUUUGAAACGAUAUGAAGAUGAGUAAUUUUUUGGUGAAUUAUCGAUUAUAUAUUGUGCACAAAAAAAAGGAAAAGUUGGCCACAGAGCAGUCUGUUAAUACUUCAGAGCUUUAAUAUUCAGUUGUUGUUUCUUGUUUUUAUUUCUUGUCUUUUUUUUCCAAAAAUGUUUCAUCUGGAGUAGCUGCAUGAUGCUAUUCAGAAAAGUGAAGGAAAGUAAUUAUCUCAAAUAUAUAUUUUUUGUAUCAAUAAGUGACCAUGCUCCCUACCUAACAGGGUAUGGUUGCCGUUUGGUUUGUCUCAUCAUUGUAUAACAUGGUCUCGGGCUUUAUCCAAUUUUUUGCAUGAUUAUUUGCAUAAACUGAAUAGAUCCACAUGCUAUAUAGUAGUACAUUUUGAAGUUCAUUGUGCAAAGACUCUUUAAAUGAAGGCUGAAAAUACCUUUGUAUAGACUGAACCCAGCUUGUACAUUUACUCUAGGUGCCUUUGUUGAUUUGAGUAGUUUUCAUAUGCCUUAAAGAGAAGAGUGUGUGUUGUAGAAUUUCUGCAUUAAAAUAAUUAAGGGCCAGUAUGAGUGAAGAUUUUGGUCAGUGGUAACGUCUUGUUUGAAAGGAUCACUUAAUAAGCCUUCCAUCGAAACAUAUCAUUUAAAUAUGGAAUUUCAUUAUUCUCCCAUAGUGCUUUUAAGUUGUUUUUGUAUCUUAACACUGUAAUGGAACUCUUGCACCACUAACAGUAACUUAUGUAUAGGCCUUAUUACGCUUUUAAUUUGCAUUUUAUUGUAGCAGAUCAGGUAAGGUUACUGUCAUGUUAGUGUAGCACUUACGUCGGGUUCAUGGUGAGAUUGAGAUUUGUUUUUCUGUGGCGGUGAGACUGUCCAAAGCUGCUCCACUGCAUUCCCUACACUGUGUGUGUGUGUGUGUGUGUGUGAGUGAGUGAGUGAGUGAGUGAGUGUGUUUGUGUCAUUGUAGGUUCCUUUAAGUGGAUCGUUCUUCAGCCCACUGUGUUUGUUUGACCUUUGGUUUGGAUUAGCAGUUAGCUGUUCUAUAAUAGUCUUAGCUUGGGCACAGAUGGCUUUUCAGCCCUGUUGAUCUUCAGAUCAGAGUGUUUCUGUGUAAAUGGUGGCUAAUUUUCUUUCAAAUGUGAUGUGGCUGGUAAUUUAGGUUCCUAGUGUGUUGGCUGGAAAAACCGGUUUGGGAGGCAGAUUUUAACAUUGACGUAGUGCCUUCAGAAAUAUUUAUGUAGCAGUAUUGUUUGGCUAAACCUAAUAUUGAGCAUUUGAAAUGAUUUGGACCAGUUAUAGCAUCAUAACAUUUGACCGAUUAAGUGAAAGCAUGAAGCUACGAAAACAGUAAAGAGAACAAGUCAUCUAUCGCAGUAAUGGUGCUCAUGUCGCUCUAGUCAACAUUGUUUUCUAUCGUCCUUUGAUGUUUGAGACCAAAGGUAUUGAUUAAAAGUGGAAAUUUGAGUCACUAUGUUGGGUAGCUCACUGUGAAUGAGAUGUUCAUUCAUUUUGUCUGAAAAAGUUGUCAUUGCACUGUUUUGACACUGAGCAGUGAGUGUGUUUGUGUGUUUGAAGGCGACGAAGGCUUUGCAAGCCAAUUGCUUUUUUUUUUCUCUUAAGCUUUAAUUCCAGCCUGGUACUACGUUUUAGUUUUGUAUCCAUAGUCACUUUCUUUUUAUAUAUAAAACUGUAUUUUUCGCAUUUUAUAAGAAGACUCAACCAAAUUAAUGAGUAUCAAAGAAUGUUCCGUAUGAAUAAAAAAAAGCUGUUAAAACCAA
Molecule: messenger RNA, 3905 nt
Organism: Sinocyclocheilus rhinocerous
Lineage: Eukaryota; Metazoa; Chordata; Actinopteri; Cypriniformes; Cyprinidae
Gene: wbp1la
Product: WW domain binding protein 1-like a
Exons: 4
Coding region: 108-1262 (384 amino acids)
Source: RefSeq, a predicted model, not a curated record